AUGAGGUCACGUAGCGUCCCUGUCAGCCUGUGGACGAGGCUGUCGUGGCCCAACCACGCGCUCAUCCCGCGCAGCACGCUAGCCCUCGCCAUAGUCUCGCUCUCCCUCACCUGCAUCGCCCUCAGCGCCUCUCUCCUCGCCUCCUCUUUCAUCCGCUCCUCUCCCCCCCCUGCCUCGCCCAGCAGCACUCCUCAUCAUGAUGCGGCCUCGUCUGGCAACACUCUCCGUGGCCCCGUGCCGCGCGCUCGUCACAGCACAGUUGCAGAUUCAGGUAUGAGCGGAGAUAAGCCAGGUACGACGGAGAUUCUUGGAGGCAUGGACGGAUCAGGGGUAGAGAUUAUAUCUGGAGACGCGACGACCCUGGCAGGUGGAGAAGAGGAGAAUAAUCCCCCUGAGAAAUCAAAGAAAAUGGUCCCUGGAAAAGUGGAGACGAGUGGUUUCAGGUGGUACGAGUGGGUGCUGGGGGCUUUUGCAAGCCCUCUGGGAGCUUUCAGCGACCUGAGGGUUCCGUAUCAUGCAGAGCAGAGAGUCCUGCCGUCUGGUCAAGGCUCCUCGGGUUCGAGACGAGAAGGGCGGGUGGUGGUCUCUGCUACCAAUGGCUUGGAGGCGGUGAUUCGUGGUGAUGAUGAUAGUGAUGAUGGUGGUGGUGAAAGGGACGGAAGGGGGGAGGUUGUUGCAGGAUCGCAGGAGGAGAAGGAGAAGAUGGCUGAUGAGGAGGAGAUAAGGGAGGAAAAGGAGACGGGAGAAGGGGAGGAGGAGCAAGGGGAGACGCAGCUUCGGCACGUCAUGUUCAACAUAGCCUCGUCCCGAGCCACCUUUCCGUACCGCCGAGCCUACCUGCGCAGCUGGUGGCGCCCGGGUGGGGAGGAGGAGGAGAUCCGCGGCUACGUGUGGGUGGAUGACGUGGCAGCGGUCCCGCAUGACGUGGCGGUGGACCCACCGGUGAGGGCCAGCACCAACACGAGUCACCUGAGCUACAGGGGCACGGGGCUGAGGGAGUAUCUGCGGCUGUCGAGGAUCGUGGUGGACGCGUACAGGCUGGGGGAGAAAGAUGUGCGCUGGUACGUGAUGGGCGACGAUGACACAUUUUUCAGCCCCCGCGCCAUCACAGCCUUCCUAGGACAGUACGACCACAAGACACCGCUCUACCUGGGAGCGCCCUCCGAGACGCACUACCAGAAUGUCGCCAACACGCACGGCAUGGCGUUCGGUGGCGGGGGAUUCGCCAUCUCGGCAGCGCUGGCGCGCAUGCUGAGUGAUGGCGGCGCCAUGGACGCGUGUUUGGAGCGACACGCCACAGUGUGGGGGAGCGACGAGCGGGUCGCUAGCUGUGUUGGCGAGGUGUCCCUCACUUCAACCCCGGGCUUCCACCAGAUAGAUCUGGGCGGCAGUCUCUUCGGGCUCCUCAUGGCGCACCCGCUACAGCCGCUGCUCUCCCUCCACCACCUUGACUUCGUUGACCCGCUGCUGCUGCCAGCUGGCAUCGCUGACCGGGCGGACGGGCUCGCCACGCUGGCGGAGAGGAUCCGGCCGGACCCGGUUGGGUUUGCACAGCUGGCAGUGUGCGGGGACGGCGCCCAGUGGACAGCAGCCAUCUCGUGGGGCUUUGCCAUCAAGAUCUACCCUGGGGUACGUUCAGUUCACUACCGCCUAGGCGACGUUCUACUCUCACUAGAAUGCAUUUUGAUGAGUGAACUGAGGCUAGUGAGGGUGGAGCGAACGUUCUACUCUCACUCUCCCAUCCCUUCUCCUCACUACCAGAGGCUAGUGAGGGUGGAGCGAACGUUCUACUCUCACUCUCCCAUCCCUUCUCCUCACUACCAGAGGCUAGUGAGGGUGGAGCGAACGUUCUACUCUCACUCUCCCAUCCCUUCUCCUCACUACCAAAGGCUAGUGAGGGUGGAGCGAACGUUCUACUCUCACUCUCCCAUCCCUUCUCCUCACUACCAGAGGCUAGUGAGGGUGGAGCGAACGUUCUACUCUCACUCUCCCAUCCCUUCUCCUCACUACCAGAGGCUACCGCGGUUGCUAUCAGAGCUGGUGAGGGCUGAGCGAAUGUUCUACUCCUUGGUGGAGAGUGCGACCCCACGGCAUUCUCCCUUUAUCACCACUACUCUCCUUCUAAGCUCCCUGCCCCCUACAACCCCUCCCCCGAUCCCCAUGAUUCUUCCCACACCAGGCGCGGCUGCUGUCAGAGCUGGUGAGGGCGGAGCGCACGUUCUACUCCUUUGUGGGGAGCGCUGA
Molecule: messenger RNA, 2244 nt
Organism: Closterium sp. Naga37s-1
Lineage: Eukaryota; Viridiplantae; Streptophyta; Zygnematophyceae; Desmidiales; Closteriaceae
Source: the annotation of a GenBank genome assembly